ACAGCAUGUCUCGUUGCGGGGAGCUGCCGGGAAAGAACUGGAUAGCGCUUCCCAAGCGCAUUUUAUUAAUUUAAGUAAACUCAGACGGUGUACAAUGAUAAAUAACAUCUGUGGAUGCGAACAAGGCAUUUUCUCCACCAUGCUCUGUGGUGACGGUGCCAGUGAUGGAUUCUGGAACCUCUCCCCUCUGUGUGCUCUGUUAGCGUUCCCCUGUCCUUCCCCUGCGGUGCUCUGAAAGAUUAUCCUCCCGUAGAGGAAAUGGGCGAUCAUCAUCAGGUCAAGACUUCCUUCCUCUUUAUCCAACUGCAGUCACCCUCCAAGGGCCGUGGGCCACCGCGUCCUGCCGACACUGCCUGCCCAGACGCUGGAGAGGAAGGACUGUCUCCCAGUCCGGCAAGAGACACAGAGCUGCUCGACCAUGGUGAACCAGAGGGUUUGCAACUAAGUGCCCCAGGAGCAGACGCUGAGACCAGCAACGAAGGGAGCAAAGAGGGAACCACCGAGUCUUCUGUUAACUUCUCUCCUGGUCUUGUUUGUGAUGCUUCACCGAUUGCAGCGGACCCCGAGGACCAGGAAAGCUUGCACUUGAACACAGACAGAUCAGAACCUGAUUCUGAAGCCAGAGGGAACACCCCAGAGUCUCCCGUUUGGAUCCUGCGUCAAGACGCCACCAUAGCCAUGAGUGCGGAGAGCCAGCCAGUGCCAGCGGGGGGCCACUCCCAAGCCAGCACUCGUGGAAGAGUCAGCUUCCUACACCCAGCUGGGGGACCCAACAUUUCCAACAAAACUUCCAGUCCUGGGUUAAAGAAAGAAGAGGCUGCUAAGCCCUUAGGCUGUGUUUACCCAGCAACUGCCCAGCCUCCUGUGGGCAAAGCUAUUAGUGCGUGGUGCCCCCCUGCCCACAGUGCCGGGACGGACGGGGUGCACCGGAGCGUGGAGGGCAGCAAGCAGAGCGGGGUGAAGGCGCCAGUCCUCACCAAGAGCCCGGAGAGUAAGACCUUUCUAUCUGCUGUGAUCGAGAGAUCCUCCAAAUUACCAGAGGAUACGUACAAAAAGACGGUGGACAGAAGCCCUGGCAUGGCUGGCCUUCAACACUCUGCCACGGCUAAACCUGCUUCUCAGCCUUCUGUCAUGGGUCCAGCUGCUCCUCCAUCCUCUGCUGACAUUAUUCCCUCAAUUCUUCUCAACCCUGCCACAGCUCAGAAGGCGGAAACAUUCGUCUGGGUCAACAGUACUUCUCCGCAUGCUCAAAGUGUCGCCAAGGCCAAGUACGAGUUUCUCUUCGGGAAGGUAGAGGAGUCAAGCUCUUCAGACUGUGUUUCUACAGAAAACUCCCACAUUCUACCACAAGAGGGCAGCAGAGCCAGCUUUGACCCCUCUCUACAGCAUGGAAUGGUUGGCAGCGGGGGAGACGACGACUUUGACGAGGCCUCGCUCUUCCUAGAGAUCGACAGGGAGCUGGCACACCUGCUGAGCGGCCUGGGGGGCGGGGCUCAGGAUGCCCCCGCGGGCCGCGAGGCCGAGGACAGACGCGCGCCCACCGACAGCACCCCAGCCAUGAUCCCCUGCAACGGGCAGGGCGGGACCCAGGCCGACGCGCCUGCCCGCGGGCCGGAACGGCAGGGCGGGGCCGCUGGAGCCUCCGAAUUGGAAACAUCUGGAGAGUCGCUCCUCAUGUCCGGCCUCGUCCUGGACCCCUGGACCGAGGCCCUGCUGCAGGGGUCGCUUUCCCCGGGCUCAGCGGAGGACAGGAUCAACGGAGACGGCAGGAGCGCUCUCGCCGGUCAAGACAAACCCGCCGAGAUCCCGGCCCCGGCUGUGCUGACGUCUGCGCCGGAGACGGACCCCGGCGAGGGCGAGGGGAGGACGGGAGGGGCGGCCGACGCGCCCUUCGCCGAGGACGAGGGGGCGCUCCUGCUGGAGUCUCUGGAGGAGUCCACUCGGAUCCUCGCCGAAAUCCCGGGCAUCCUCACGGCCUUCCUUGACGGGGCUCAGGCCAAGGAGAAGCCCCCCAAGAAAAUCCGCUUUGCGGAUAGCCGCCCGCAGAGCGCACACGACCCCGGGAAAGCCCUGCUGGAGUGGGGCCUGGACGGGCAGGUGGAUGGACAGGCGGCGGAACGGGAAGGGGAGCAGGCAGCUGAGGAAACCCUGGCCCUCAAAACGGACAGAUCCACAGGGGGUGCGGAGGCUCGGGAGAGUCCCCCUCAGAGCACAGACUCCGGGCCCUCUCCUCUUCCCCUGCAGGGCCCUAUGGAGGACGAGGUGUUCCGCGCCCUUCCGGAAGUGUGUGUGGAGAGCCCAGAGAGCGAGGUCACAUCUGAGCAGACCUCAUCCAGGAGCACAGAGGCCCGGGGCAGCGACGAGGACGCGAGGGCGGAGCUGGAGAGCGAGGAGGCGACCGACGUGUUCAGCUCGCAGUUCGAGAGCAUCCUGGAGUCGGAGCGCCUGCGCAGCACGCUGUAUAGCAGCCUGGACUCGCUGGACGCCCUGUCGUCCGCCGACGAGUCGGACACCUGCUUCAGCUUCGACAUGCCCCUCACGCCCAUGAUCCAGCAGCGGCUCAAGGAGAGCGGCCACUUCCUGGAGGGCGGGGCCGAGGCGGGCCGGCAGGAGGUGCUGAGCGUGACCGCCACGGGGAAGAGCGGCAAGGCCGCCCUGGAGGUGACGUCGUCCUACCUGGACGUGCCCGACGGGGACCCUUCCACCAGCGGGCGGCCCGGACAGCUCUCUGACAAACAUUCCGCUGGAUCUUUAGCCAAUGGAGUCCUGGAGAACACAGAGGGGGACCCACGCGAUUGGCUGCAAGGCUGCUUAAGUGAUGCAGGGCUGAAGGACGUGCUGUCGGACUGGGACUCGGACAUGGGCAGCACAGAGAGGCUGAAGGACAGCACCGACACGCUCCACAACGGCAGCAAGAGCGACCAGGAGGCCGCCCGCCGCCUGGCGCGCCGCCUCUUCCACCUGGAGGGCUUCCGUCGCUCGGAUGUGGCCAAGCACCUGGGCAAAAACAACGAGUUCAGCAAGAUGGUUGCCGAAGAGUACCUCACCUUUUUUGAAUUUACAGGGAUGACAUUGGACCAAUCUCUCAGAUCCUUCUUAAAAGCUUUUGCACUAAUGGGCGAAACCCAGGAGAGAGAGCGGGUUUUGAUCCACUUCUCCAAUAGGUACUAUCAGUGUAACCCCACCACCAUUUCUUCGCAAGAUGGAGUUCAUUGCCUUACGUGCGCUCUGAUGCUGCUGAACACCGACCUUCACGGCCAUAAUAUUGGGAAGAAGAUGACUUGCCAGGAAUUCAUCAAUAACCUAGACGGCCUAAAUGGAGGACAAGAUUUCCCCAGAGAGCUGCUGAAGGCCUUGUACAAUUCAAUCAAAAACGAGAAGCUGGAAUGGGCAAUAGACGGGGACGAGCUGCAGAAGUCCCUGUCUGAGCUCGCAGAUAACAAGACGGAAAAUGCGCACCCAAAGAGCAUCAGUAGGAUUGGCAGCGGCAGUAAUCCCUUCCUCGACAUCUCCCACGACCCCAAUGCCGCCGUCUACAAAACCGGCUUCCUCGCCCGCAAAAUCCACGCAGACAUGGACGGAAAGAAAACACCAAGAGGGAAGAGAGGGUGGAAGACAUUUUAUGCUGUUCUCAAAGGAAUGAUCCUUUACUUACAGAAGGAUGAGUACAAGCCAGAGAAGGCCCUGUCAGAGGAGGACCUGAAGAACGCGAUCAGCGUGCACCACGCGCUGGCCAUCAAGGCGGUGGACUACGAGAAGAAACCGAACGUGCUGAAGCUUAAGACGGCCGACUGGAGGGUGUUCCUCUUCCAAGCCCAGAGCCCAGAGGAAAUGGAGGCUUGGAUCCGAAAGAUUAACUCGGUGGCGGCCAUGUUCUCCGCCCCUUCAUUCCCGGCUGCUAUUGGCUCGCAGAAGAAGUUCAGCCGCCCCCUACUGCCUGCGACCACAACACGGAUGUCGCAGGAGGAGCAGCUGAAGUCUCACGAGGCCAAGCUGAAGCACGUCUCCACGGAGCUGGCUGAGCACAGAUCCUACCCUCCGGACAAGAAGGUCAAAGCCAAGGAGAUCGAUGAGUACAGACUCAAAGAGCACUACCUGGAGUUUGAGGAAAACCGUUAUGAGAUGUACGUGAAGCUCCUGAAGGAGGGGGUAAAGGAGCUGCUGUCAGGGAAGGAUGGAGACGUGGGGCUGAAGAAAUCCCAGUCCAGCCCCUCGCUCAACCAGGAGUCUCAGCCGGCUGCGGCCAAAGUCAAGCGCAACACCUCGGAGAGAAAGGAGCACAGGCCGGACACGCCCAAGGUCACAUAGGAAGCCACCGCCAGAGCGAACAAGAGGGUGAACAAGGGCCAUUCAGACGCAACGUGUGAAUACGUUUCAUGUAAUUUAUUUAUCAGCCCACUAUCGCGACAGAAACAGUUGUGUAAACUGUAAAUGAAGAAUAAUCGUCCUUCCUAGAUCGACUGGUGCUUGUGUAGCGUUUUUUUUUUUGUUUUUGGUUUUUGUUCUUGUUUUUCUUUUUCUUUUUUUUUUUUUUUUGUAAGGAACAUCAUCUUAUGUAUUUGUGGUCCUUUUAUUUCGAUGUUGUUGACGUUGCUGUUGCUGUCGUUAUUGUACAAAGCGUAAGAUUUUGUUGUGAGGCGUUUGACUCCUUGUCACUUUACUCGAUCUCGCUAUAACUGUCAGAUCCGUUUCACAACAAGACUUUCUUUGCCUUUCAGUUGAGAAGAAAAAAAAGUAUUUUCUUCUCUCCAGUUUAGUGGAAGAUCCCUGACCAACCUCUGUACAUGUAAAUAUUGAAUAGAGAUGUAGAGAUAGUCUCACUUGGAAUUUAACCAGUUAUUUUAAUAUGUAGUUUUUAGUGUACGUCAGUGACAUUGAAAUCGUCACAUACUUUGAUGGUAAUAUUUACGUGGACAGAUAUGGCUUUCAGUGAGAACAGGCAGGUGCUUUUCAAGCUACAAUGUUUUUUCCUGCUUUUCUCCAUAGAACUCAUCAAAAGUUUUGUUUCUCUUUGAAAUGUUUAUUUUUUUCUUAAUUAUAAUGAUGCAUCUCGGUGUAAAUAAUGGGAAGUGAUGCAUUGCUUAGUUAAAAGUUUUAACGCUUUCAAAGAUGUAGAACCUCCUUGCUUCGCUUAAGAACGGAACAGACAUUUAGGACAUCCAAAUUAUAAGCCUGACUUAACCAUUUAUUCAAUUGUACAAGCAUGUUACAUUAGAUGGAAUUCGUACUGAAGCUAAGUAUAAGUUUCUAUAUCAGUAAGGGAUACUUUGAAAAUAUGUGUUCAGCAUAAUCCAGUGUUUGAGUUCAGUUACAUCUACAGUACUGUUAACAUUGAAAGUUUCAGACUGCAGUACGACUUUGAUGUGAAAACCUAAGAUACACAGUCUCUGUAGCUGAGCCAUUUUAUUUUUGUCUUCUUUAAGGCGAAGGAUAUAUUUAUGCUUUUUAAGUAGUGUCAAUGCCAAUGCUCCUUUUUUGUGUCUUUUAUAAUCUUCACGUAUUUGGAUUUUGAAUUCUAAUUUGAUAACUGUAUUGUUGUAAAGAUCGAAUUAGUAUUUAUAGUGCACUUUAUAAAUGAGUUCUUUUGAAUAUUUCAGAGAGCUUUAUAAGGGGUAGACUUAUGAGUUUCUUUACUGACUUCACAGGUUUUUAAGGCUGAACUAAACGUACGUUUGUUUUAUUGAAGGUACUGAGCUGAAUGUACGUUUCUAUCAGCUCAACUCGUAAUGUUGUCCUAGUUUGUUUUCAGUGGUUCGAUAGUUUUGCUGUUAUAGUUCGAUCGUUUAAUGACAAGGUUUCCUGUGAGGAAACUAUUUACAGUGCUGUAACAUUUAAAGUUGCAAUUAUUGCCUUUCCUGAUGCUGUUGUUAUUGAAUCUGUAACGUCACUCACAGACGUUCAUUACAAAUAGUACUGACAUUGGAAAACUAUAUGCAUUUUAUUGGACAAUAAAUUCCCUCUCUGUACUUUCUUAACACCCCUUUUCCUUUCUUGAUUUUUCAGUCAAGUCAUAACAAAUGUAUGAGUACAGUGCAAACAGCAUACCCUGUACUUUACUCACAUUAACACACAGUGAUGCCCCAUUCUUGGACAAGUUAAAGAAAUACUUUUCAACAUGCAAAUGGUCUGUUUAUGAUGGUUCUAAAAUAUACAAGAUUUGCACUGAAAGAGAAGAUCUUUUUCUUUUUUCUAAUGAUGAUGAUGAUGAUGAUGAUGAAUGUUAAAGUGUGUUGAAAUGUCUUUUGACAUCA
This is a messenger RNA of Megalops cyprinoides (Indo-Pacific tarpon), 6251 nucleotides long. It is a transcript of the gene psd3l, whose product is annotated as pleckstrin and Sec7 domain containing 3, like. The transcript is spliced from 17 exons. Gene Ontology annotation, biological process: regulation of ARF protein signal transduction. The record is from RefSeq and is a predicted model, not a curated record. Gene Ontology annotation, molecular function: guanyl-nucleotide exchange factor activity. Bases 259 to 4308 code for a protein of 1349 amino acids. Lineage: Eukaryota; Metazoa; Chordata; Actinopteri; Elopiformes; Megalopidae.